AUGGCCGAAGUAUUUGUAGCGAUCGUUCGCUUGAAGAUCAGUGCUCUUUCCGACAGAAAAAUUCCGACCGGUCUGGAUUAUGAAAUUUGUGUGAAAGGGGAGCCGGCGACGGUGAAAAGCUUUGGAAAUCAUAAGGAUUAUAGUAUCACUAAGCGGGUGACGGUUGGCGGUCACACCAUUGGUGAGAAUGUCUUCAAGCUUCCACUCCUUUCGUUUGAACCUUCGCGUGUUUCGACUGUCGAGGACAUGGUUCAUGAUUUUUUCAGCAGAACCGGAAAUUCGAUUCGCCGAGUGGUUCGCGUCAAACUCAACGACGAUAAUUUCGGGCAACCGUCAUCCUCAUCGUCCAUCAGGCAUAUUCCGGGUUUAUCGUUAGCGUGCGUGCCUGUAUUUGUGAAAGAAAACGUCGAAGUUGCCUACUCGCACUAUGAAAAUCUACAAAAAUUGGUUAAUUUGUGUCAUACUCAGCCGGAGAUGUUUGAGGUUCAUACAAAGCAUAUGAUAUUGAUAUUGGAAAGAUGGUUGAUAAGCUCCCAACAAAACGACGAGCAUUUUAUUUCGGGUCUUUUCAUGCGAGAAGCAUGUCGAACUCGAAUGAAACAAUGCGCGCACAAUCCAGUGUACAUAGAUCUUCUCGAAUGCUUCCGAAACAAAUCAUCAAGUGUCCGCAGCAACAAUUCAUCGGCUGACCUUGACGACACGGUUCAUAGUGCAAAUUUCGCCCGACUGGUGAUGCUCCGCUACAACAAAUUCGACAUAGUUGUCAUAAAUCCGGCCUAUGAUCCAAACUGCGAACAAAUUAAUAGCCGAUAUUAUUUCGUAGGAAUGAAUAAAGCUCGAGUGCAGCGUGCAAUAUCGACUAGCUCGCAAGAUUAUUGCGCGAGAAUGUUUCCGCUGCAUAAAGCUGCUGAAGAUGGGAAUUUGGAAGAAGUCAAACGCCUUCUGAAUCUCGGCGCCGACACUAAUAAGAGAGAUGAUGAUUGCUGGACGCCGCUUCAUUACGCCUGCUUUUAUGGACAUUUGGAAAUCGUUGUGGUCCUUUUGAACUCCCCAAAUAUGAUUUCAAUAAAUGCUCAAAAUAAUGGCGGUGCGACAGCUCUUCACUACGCUGUGAUCAACGGCAACGAGUAUCUCGUCGAGCUUCUCACCUCGCACGCCUCAAUUGACAUUAAUAUCCGAAAUAACGAUGGUCUGCGCGCAAUUGAUUAUUGCACGAAUCAUCCGAACAUUCGAGGAAUCAUUGAAAUGCAGCUGUAUAAGACGAAAAUCAAUGUGGACUCGAUCAUCGGCGCGUUCAGCAUUAAAUCGAAACAUCCCGAAUUUGCGACGGUUGCCGAGAUUUUGGAGCGAUUGGCCGUGGAGACGCACUUGCAAAUCGAGCAAAUGGCGUGCUUUGCGAUUUUCAUCUAUUCUGAUUCAUUGUCUCUUCAACUUCGGCCGGAUUCUUUGAUUCAGGAGAUGCUGAAGGUUGACAAAUGGAAUUCGACAAUACGAAAGAUUAUUCCGAAUGCGGUUAAGAAUGAGACGCCACGCUUGAAACUUCGGCGAAACGCCUACGCAACCGCCGGAAUGGAAUUGAAACUAGUAGAAUAA
This is a messenger RNA of Caenorhabditis bovis, 1593 nucleotides long. The record is from the annotation of a GenBank genome assembly. Lineage: Eukaryota; Metazoa; Nematoda; Chromadorea; Rhabditida; Rhabditidae.